This is a messenger RNA of Paramuricea clavata, 891 nucleotides long. The record is from the annotation of a GenBank genome assembly. NCBI's taxonomy places the organism in Eukaryota, Metazoa, Cnidaria, Anthozoa, Malacalcyonacea, Plexauridae.
AUGAACAGUGACAUUGAGAAUACAUGUCAAGAAAUGCAGAACAGUCAACCCAAAGAGCCACUUAUCCAGACAGAGGUACCGCCAGGUCCAUGGCAUACCAUCGGCACGGACUUAUUUUACCUAGACGGAGCGAAAUACCUAUUGGUCGCUGACUACUACUCAAAAUACCAGUUCGUGCGAGAGGUACCAAAAGGGAAGAGCAGCAGUAGGACAAUCGCGAAUUUAACGAAAGAAAUUUUCAGCGAACAAGGAGUACCCAAAAUCGUAAGAUUCGAUAAUGGGCCCCAUUUUGAAGGACAAGCAUAUAAAGAGUUCGCAAAGCAAUAUAAUUUCCAACAUACCACAAGCUCACCACACUACCCCAGAAGCAAUGGGUUUAUUGAGAGCCAAGUCAAGACUACGAAAAAGACAAUGAAAAAAGCAAGAGCAACCAAUACAGACCCACUCAUGGCUUUGUUAUGCUUACGGGCAACUCCAAUCAACAGCACUCUUCCAUCCCCAGCUGAACUCUUAUUUGGUAGACCAAUCCAAGACAACCUGCCAAAGAAAAUACCGAAAGGAAAAACAACUGAGGAGGUGACUAGCAGAUUAUUACAGCGGCAAGCUACGCAGAAAUACUACCAUGACAGAAAUACAAAACCGCUCCAACCAUUAAAACCUGGUCAAAGCAUAACCAUCCAAGACCCAAGGACACAAACCUGGAAACCCGCAGAGAUAAAAGAGAAAAUUCAAGAAGUACCCCGAUCUUACAUUAUCACGAAACCAGGAGGAGGAGAAAUCAGACGAAAUCGAACACAGAUACGAGAACGCCCACAAGAUCCAAUGGAACAAGCAUAUCAACAACCCUGUGAGAAAACACUAGACCACCCCGAAAUCCCGUUCCCUAAUUAA